Molecule: messenger RNA, 1564 nt
Organism: Oreochromis aureus
Lineage: Eukaryota; Metazoa; Chordata; Actinopteri; Cichliformes; Cichlidae
Gene: birc7
Product: baculoviral IAP repeat containing 7
Exons: 7
Coding region: 275-1522 (415 amino acids)
Biological process (GO): regulation of cell cycle; positive regulation of protein ubiquitination; negative regulation of apoptotic process
Cellular component (GO): nucleus; cytoplasm
Molecular function (GO): cysteine-type endopeptidase inhibitor activity involved in apoptotic process; ubiquitin protein ligase activity
Source: RefSeq, a predicted model, not a curated record
AAGAAAAGCAUCCUUUUAACAUUUAUUAGUUAUUAGGGAAAAGCAUGCUGCUGAAAUGUUUUGCAGCGUUUUCCUAAGAGGCGGAGCAACAUGGCAUGUUCAGGCUGUCAUUCAUUCAAGGAUCAAAGAGCAAACAUUCUGGCAUUUGGGGGAUUUUCUGGAAAGCAGUCUCCUGUAGGUCACUGUGCAGGCCCCCUGCAGCUGAUCACAUUAUUUUCAACUGGAUGUGCUGCGCUGACCUUCAGUGUGCACUCCACUAUGGACCGCAAAAGGGAUGACUGGCACAGAACAAAAAGGGAAAGGGAAACCUAUAUACUACACAAUGAUGGAUGACAGGCAAGCUAUGCUUCACAUCCUUGAGGAGCCUCAGAUGCGAAGAGAAGGGGAGAGACUUCGAACUUUUCACAACUGGCCAGCAGAUGCACCUGUCACAUCUGGAGAUCUGGCCAAGGCAGGAUUUUUCUUUCUAGGCCCUGGGGAUAAAGUACAGUGUUUCUGCUGUGGAGGGAUUUUAAGAUGCUGGGUACAAGGGGAUAGCCCAGCCACUGAGCAUAAGAGACAUUUCCCUGCUUGCAGCUUCAUUCUGGGUCGAGCUGUAGGAAAUAUCCCACUUCAAGCUGACUCCUCAGAUUCUGUGGAUGGACAGCUUUUGAGUCAGCUCCAGAGGAUGACUAUGGAUGACCAGGGAACAGCUGGGCAAGCAGUCUACCCAGAGAUGGAAGCAGAGGAUUCGAGGCUCACCACUUUCCACAACUGGCCCACCGAAGCCUCAAUCCAACCCGAUGUUCUUGCCAGAGCAGGCUUUUUCUACACAGGUCACGGUGACAAUGUCAAAUGCUUCUACUGUGACGGAGGGCUGAGGAACUGGGAGCCAGGCGACGACCCCUGGCAGGAACAUGCCAAAUGGUUUCCACGAUGUGAGUUCUUAAUCCAAUCGAGGGGGCAGGAAUACAUCAGCAACAUACAGGACACUCAUUUCCACCUGAAUGACACUAUGGGAGGAUCACAGACCUCCUCGAGUAGAGAUAUCAGCUCCAGAGGCGAUCUGGUCGGAGGUCUGGGAGCUUCAUCGGCCAUGCUUUCUCCUGUGGUACAGACUGUGCUCCAGAUGGGCUUUGAAGCCAGCCUGGUGGAGAGUCUGGUCCAAACCAAGUACCUUCUGACAGGCCAGCAUUACACGUCUGUAUCUGACCUGGUUACUGAUGUACUGCAGGCGGAGGAGGAAGACAGACAGAGGAGGCCUCAAAGCAGAGAGCCAGAGAUGAGGCAAGGCUCCAGUGCUGGAAAUGUACGAACACAGACACCUGUCAGAGGGAAAGUAGUGAAGGAAAACAGUCCAGAGGAGCUGCUGAGGCAGCUGCAGGAGGAGAGGACCUGUAAAGUGUGCAUGGACAAGCUUGUGUCCAUUGUCUUCAUCCCCUGUGGUCAUCUGGUGGUUUGUGGUGAUUGUGCUGCCAGCCUACGUCACUGCCCCAUCUGCAGAGCUGUCAUCAGAGGCAGCGUCCGUGCUUUCAUGUCCUAAGGCUGUAGUGAAAAGCUACCCCUAUACAGGUGUUGCAUGAGU